AGCAGGGUACUUACUAUGAUCAAUGUUUCUUAUAUUAAGCAAUAGAUUAAUUAACAAUUUUAAGGUAUUUAUUCUUAGAUACUUAUAUGUGCUCAAUUUAAAGGUCAGAGUAAUAACCUUUUCCCAGAUGAUCAUUGCUGCAAUUUGUACAACUAUAUUUUGCUAACGUUACAGCUAAAGAUCCCUUAAAGGAUGUUAUGCUGAAUUUUACAAAUGUUGAAAACAACUUAAGAGGAUAAAAGUUGCAGACAGGUCUGACAAGAUGGCACUAAGGUGACCUUGCUAAGGCAAGGUGAAAAAGCCCUUGCAAUGAAUUAUGAAAAGAUCCAGCCUAUAUUUGGGGUCAAGGAUAUGUUUAUUCUUUUUUCUCAGAAAGAAGAUAAAGCUGGAUGAGAUGACUGCAUAUACAGUAAAGGAGUGGCAGACUUGAUGACAUCAUAGUUGCAAACACCCCCAUAGAGGAGUUGGAGAAAGGAGUUGGAGAAGAGUCCAUGGUCCAAUCUUCCCCGCCACCACAGAGAGGAGUGCCUGAUUGUGGGACCACCACUCUACACUGCAGGGUUCCACGCUGCUCUGAGAGACAGAUGUCAAACUGCUUCCAGCCUCGGGACACAGAUCCGGAGGCCCUGCUGAGAUUACCUGACCAUGGUGACUACACUUUUCUGCAGUUUAAAUCCUGUUUUCUUUGGAGCUGAGAUGCAGACUGAACAUUUGACUGUUUUAGUCUCUGGGACACAGAACUCAUUUUAAUUAAAAUAUUGGACCUGAGAACUAAGACCUAAGGUUUCCCCUCAGGGAAAGAAAGUCUCAAAAUAAGAAAGGACUGAAACCCCUCUUUACUUAGGAAGGGGGCAGACUAAGGGUUUAACAGUUGCUCAGAGACUGGAACUGGUAUUUCAUAACAGCAAUGUCAUUGUACUCUUACUGGUAUUGACCUGAUAUUUGUAACUGCAUAUAAGGUGUUGAGAAAAGUUGGUAUUAACCAAUAAUGCUGAGAAUUAUGGUACUGACCUGAUAAUAUCUGUAAAAGUUGGUAUUGACCAAUAAUGCCAAGAAUUAUGGUACUGACCUGGCGAUAUCUGUAAAAGUUGGUAUUAAUCAAUAAUUCUGAGAAUUAUGGUACUGACCUGAUGAUAUCUGUAAAAGUUAGUAUUGACCAAUAAUGCUGAGAAAUAUGGUACUGAACUGAUGAUAUCUGUAGAAGUUGAUAUUGAUCAAUAAUACCAAGAAUUAUGAUACUGACCUGAUGAUCUUUGUAACUGCACAUAAGAUGUUGAGGAAAAUUGGUGUUGACCAAUAAUGCCGAGAAUUAUGAUACUGACCUGAUGAUGUUUGUAACUGCUGAGAAAAGCUUGAUACACCCUGUAAAUGUUGGGAGUUGAUGCAUAUGUUAAAGAAUUUUAGAUUUUUAUUCAAUGAAAAAGAUUUAAGAGGUGCUCUAAACUAACAGAAGAAACAUUUUCAUCUCAGGUGAUCCUUUCUCCUUUAAAUAGGAGACUGUAGGUUUUGAAACAUGGCAGACGACAUAGAUCAGCAACAAACCACCAAUACCAUAGAGGAGCCCCUGGAUCUCAUCAGGCUCAGUUUGGAUGAGCGAAUUUAUGUGAAGAUGAGAAACGACCGAGAGCUUCGAGGCAGAUUACAUGCUUAUGAUCAACAUUUAAAUAUGAUCCUGGGAGAUGUGGAAGAAACCGUGAGAAUGAUAGAGAUUGAUGAAGAGACAUAUGAGGAGAUAUAUAAAUCAACAAAACGGAACAUCGCCAUGCUCUUCGUCUGGGGAAAUGGUGUUGUUCUAGUUGCCCCUCCAUUGAGAGUCGGCUGAGACAGAAGAGGAUCCUGUGUAGGAAAUGGAGACUUUGCCUCUUGAGAUGUACAGAACACUCACAGAGAGAAGCUCACAUGCAUUCUGAUAACAGAAAUGACCCCAGGAUUUCUCCACCCUCAAGAAAGUUCAUUUCCGAGUAACUUAUAGCCUCUCAGCUAAAUCCCAUGUUCCUUUUCUCCAGCCCUCCUGUCAGUGUCUCCAGCUUCCUCACUCUUUUCAGGAGUUGUUUGCCCAUUGUUCUUGCAGUUACUUUCAGGUUGUUUUUCUUUAAAUUAAAUUUGAUGUCCCUUUUAAAAAAAAAA
This is a messenger RNA of Myodes glareolus (Bank vole), 2127 nucleotides long. NCBI's taxonomy places the organism in Eukaryota, Metazoa, Chordata, Mammalia, Rodentia, Cricetidae. The record is from RefSeq and is a predicted model, not a curated record.